CGCUACCAGGGACGUUAUCAAUCACACACAUACAUACCAGAUCGGUAUGAAGUGGACGAGCUGCCUGCUCGGUAUGCAGGCAGCCGUUUAUACCAGAACUCUUGUCGCGAAGGCGUCAGCUUGAAUCCACGAACGUUUGCCGCGUUUGAUAGGCUGCCAAGCACGGUAUACAGUUAUCUACUCGAGGGUAUUGUCAUGAUAAUCUUUGGUACCUACCAAGACAUUGGCAUAGACCACAUGUACUGCAGUCCAGCUUCAUACAACUUAACGGCCAAGAUCAGAGCUUCAUUGAAUCUACCGGAGGUUUCGUGGUGUGGGUUGAACGGAGCCUGGACUAUGUACCAGGGCAUCCCGAGUAUUGUUCGAAAAUUUGAUGCCCCAUGCGGCAACCCUUUGUGUGGCAGAAUUAUCUACUACAAAAUCGAUGGAAAAGUACAGAGUCGAAUCCUAAUGGACUCUUCUGAUCCUCUUGGACCGCACCUGUGCAAACCGUGCUGGAGAUGGAGAUUCAACCACAACCGUCUCCCCAACGUCGAAGAUCUCGCGCUCCGUGCGACGCGUGCGGCGAGGAAGCAGACCGUGAGUGAACUUCGUGCUGCUUUCCCGCCAAACGAGGCUCCAUGCGCACACUGUGGCAGACCGGAAUGUUGCUUC
This is a messenger RNA of Dothidotthia symphoricarpi CBS 119687, 654 nucleotides long. RefSeq lists its product as uncharacterized. The record is from RefSeq and is a predicted model, not a curated record. The transcript has a single exon. The annotation marks the transcript as partial. NCBI's taxonomy places the organism in Eukaryota, Fungi, Ascomycota, Dothideomycetes, Pleosporales, Dothidotthiaceae.